Ochlerotatus camptorhynchus is the source of this 1939-nucleotide messenger RNA. RefSeq names its product Secreted Wg-interacting molecule (gene Swim). Gene Ontology annotation, molecular function: cysteine-type peptidase activity. The coding region runs from base 32 to 1420 and encodes 462 amino acids. The transcript is spliced from 8 exons. Gene Ontology annotation, biological process: proteolysis. Lineage: Eukaryota; Metazoa; Arthropoda; Insecta; Diptera; Culicidae. Gene Ontology annotation, cellular component: lysosome. The record is from RefSeq and is a predicted model, not a curated record.
GGUAAAUUGAAGAUCCAACCAACUGGGAAAGAUGUUCAAACUAGCGAUCGUCCUGAUGGUGUUCAGUUUGGUGGAGGCCAAUCGAUACCGGGACGAAUAUCCCGGAUCCUAUUGCGCUUCCCGACGCUACGACAAGUGCUGUCACGACCGGCAGGAUGGGUGCGCCCAACCGAUCUCAACUACUCUCUGUUAUUGUGAUGAAUUUUGUGAACGUGGAGAACAUGGCGAUUGCUGCCCGGACUACGAGGAAGUGUGCCUAGGGAAAGCUCCGGAAAAAAAUGUUGAAGCUUGUCAACACAAAGGCCAUAUAUUUACUCCGUUUGAUAAACCCAUAGUCGAUAACUGCAAUACAUGUAAGUGCACCACCGAGGGUGAUAAAAUCUGCACGACAGACGUAUGCUUGGUAGAUGAUGAACUACUGAAAAAGUUGGACUAUCUGGAACGUUCCAUCGGAUGGAAGGCGACCAACUACAGCGAAUGGUGGGGUCACAAAUACGAUGAAGGAAAGGUUAUGCGACUGGGAACGUUCUACCCGAAGAUAAAGGUGAAAUCUAUGAGUCGACUAACCAACGGACAGGACCAUCUGCCGACGCACUUCGAUGCCGGCACCUACUGGCCGGGCUUCAUCGGAGACGUUAGGGAUCAGGGUUGGUGCGGAUCGUCGUGGGCCAUUUCUACUGCUUCGGUUGCUUCCGAUCGCUUCGCUAUCCUCUCGAAGGGACGAGAACUCGUACGGCUUGCUCCUCAGCAGAUCAUCUCCUGCGUCCGAAGAAGCCAAGGUUGUAGUGGAGGGCAUCUUGAUACUGCUUGGAACUACUUCCGUAAAGUUGGAACCGUCAACGAGGACUGCUACCCGUACAUUUCCGCUCACAAUGCCUGCAAGAUCCGCCCAUCGGACACUCUGAUCACGGCCAACUGUGAACUGCCGACCAAGGUCGACCGAACCAACAUGUACAAGAUGGGCCCGGCCUUCAGCCUGAACAACGAAACCGACAUCAUGAUCGAGAUCAAGAAGCAUGGACCCGUGCAAGCUAUUAUGCGCGUGCACCGCGACUUCUUCUCUUACGAAAGCGGCAUCUACCGCCACUCGGCCGCCUCGACUGCAGCUGAUCAACGAGCCGGCUACCACUCAGUGCGUCUGAUCGGUUGGGGAGAGGAGCGCCAGGGCUACGACGUCACCAAGUACUGGAUUGCCAUCAACUCGUGGGGCACCUGGUGGGGCGAGAACGGCCGCUUCCGCAUCCUGCGCGGUGUUAACGAGUGUGAAAUCGAAAGCUACGUGCUCGCCUCCCUGCCGUACGUCCACCAGCAGGUGAAACAGAUGCGACAGGUUGGUGAACUGCAGGAGAUGAUCGUCGGAACGGGCUACGUUCCACACCCGAGCCGGAGAUACCCACCAUACGGACGCCGAUCUGGCUGAAAGCCGGAAAAUCUGCCACGUAAAUGCAGUUAAGCAAUGUACAGUAUUAAUGUAAGGAAAGCUUGGAACCCGUGGUAAAGAUCUGCACGAGCAUAUUUAACCUCACGGUGGCUGAUGCCACCGUACGGGACGCCUAAGGCGUCCUCCAAGAAAGUCUAGACUCACGCAAAAAAAAAACAUACGUUUCGAAUGUAUACUGCCUUUAAAGACCCUCCUCUGUUUAGACAAGAUAAACUAAUAAAAAAAAAGAACGAAUUUAGGUACGAUUUCGUUUAGGUUUCGUUUCAAAGAGCACUAGUCGACAAUGCAAGAGGUAAAUGGAAGUGUUCAAAUUCUCAAAAUUAAAAGUUUCCUUUAUAUUUUAGUCUGAGAUAAGCGAUGAAAAAAAAUGAGUAAAACUUGCUUAGUUGUUAAGUCCCUAGUUACCUUUAAAAUCGAUAAACACAUGAAAAUAUUUAGUGAGAAACGCUAGAGUUGUAGAGAUAGCGAGAAUGGAAUAAACCUUGGUGCCAAAUUUAA